AUGUUCCUCAAUCAUUGGUCUAACUAUGGAGUUCAAGGAAUCCAACAAAGCUACCAACAGAACCAUGAACCUUCUCAAGAUUCUAACAAUGUUGCUGUUGAGGUUAAUGAGGAAAAGACACCAUUUGGUUUUGAUGGACAACUUGGUGAACCCCAGCAUGAAGAAGAGGCUAAGGACGUGGGCACAGCUCAAGACUAUGGUUUGGAAUCCAUCCAGUGGGCUGAUGAGGAAGAAAAUGUUCUUGAGGAAGAAAGUGUGCUUGAGGAGACCCAAGAGGAUGCAUUGGCUCUCAAUGGAAAAUGUCUAAGCUCUUUCUUCCUUCCCUCAUUAGAGACUAAGGAGAUUGUGAGUAAUUGUGAGAGCAAGAAUUUAGCUUCACACCCAAAAGCUUGUAAGAAGAAGAACCAAUCUCAUGAGGAAAAUGGUUUGGAUUAUGGUAAUAUUGAGGAAGCUUUAGCAUUGGAUGGAGCUUGUUUGAAAAUUCUUUUCUCUACCACAUUGGUGAAGGAGGUUCAGAAUAUCAAGGACAAACAGAAGGUCAAAAAGAAAGAGUCUAAGAAGCCAUAUGGAUACCACUUGACCAGCCAUGCUCCAUCUUCUCACACUAUGAGCUUACACCCUUUGAGACACAUAAAUGGAACCAUUGAGUACAAGGUGAAGUGCAAGGGUACUUCUAAGCCAUUUUCACGUGUUAAAGCCAUUCUCCAUCCCAAGAUGCUGGAAAAAGACCAUGGCAAGCUUGAAGAGCUACUCUCCACAAUCCUCUUGGUCAACCUCACAAAGAGCACAAGUCUGGAUUCCUCAACUCAUCUUGCCAUCAGCAGCUCAACAAGGAGUUCUGCUACUCCUUCUCUCCAGCUCCCUAAGGACAAAGGCUAG
Molecule: messenger RNA, 879 nt
Organism: Microthlaspi erraticum
Lineage: Eukaryota; Viridiplantae; Streptophyta; Magnoliopsida; Brassicales; Brassicaceae
Source: the annotation of a GenBank genome assembly